This is a messenger RNA of Yamadazyma jaroonii, 1293 nucleotides long. Lineage: Eukaryota; Fungi; Ascomycota; Pichiomycetes; Serinales; Debaryomycetaceae. The record is from the annotation of a GenBank genome assembly.
AUGGCUGACAAGAAGUCUAUUGAAGAGCUCAUUAAGUUGAUCAGCUCAGGCAGAAUCGGGGAGUUGAAUGAAGAACAAAAGAAGCAAAUGGAAGACCAUAAGUUCUGGAAAACUCAACCUGUGACCAAAUAUGAUGAAAAAAUCAUCCAAGAAGGACCUAUUGAAAAUAAGACUGUAGACGAUAUCCCCAAUGAUCCAUUACCUUUAAUUGAUGGAUUUGAAUGGUGUGAAGUUGAUUUGGAUGAUGAAGAACAAUUAGAAGAAUUAUAUCAAUUACUUUAUGAGAAUUAUGUUGAAGAUCAAAGUGCAUCUUUAAGAUUUAAGUAUUCCCAUGAAUUUUUCAAAUGGGCAUUAAAACCUCCAGGUUAUAGAAAAGAUUGGCAUUUAGGUGUUCGUGUUAAAGGUGGUAAGUUAGUUGCCUUUAUAGCCGGUACCCCAUGUGAUUUGAAGUUAACAAAGACCGGUAAAACUUUGAAAUCAGUUGAAAUCAAUUUCCUUAAUAUUCACAAGAAAUUAAGAUCCAAAAGAUUAGCUCCAGUUUUAAUCAAAGAAAUUACCAGACGUGUCAACAAACAAGAUAUUUGGCAAGCCUUAUAUACUGGAGGUCAAGUUUUACCUUCACCUAUCUCAACUUGUAGAUAUACUCAUAGACCUAUUAAUUGGUUAAAAUUAUUAGAGACUGGAUUUAGUCAUUUACCUCCUGGUAAAACUAAAAGUGAAAUGGUUGCUACUUAUACUUUACCUAAAGAACCUUUGUUGGGUUUAAGACCAAUGGAAGAUAAAGAUUUCGAUGAAGUGUUUGACCUUUUCACUUCAUUCCAAGAGAAAUAUGAAAUAAUCCAAAUAUUCACUAAAGAAGAAUUAAAACAUUGGUUAAACACUAAAUCCAAUGUCAUCAAACCUUAUGUCAUAGAGAAAGAUGGUAAAAUCACCGAUUUUGUUUCUUACUACUUAUUACCUUUCACUGUUUUGGAUAAUGACCAACAUAAUGAAUUAGGUGUAGCAUACUUAUAUUAUUAUGCCACCAAUGCUGAAGAAAAUUAUGAACAAAGAUUGAAACUGUUAAUCAAAGAUACUUUAAUUACUUCCAAAGAGUUCGGAGUUGAUGUAUUCAAUUGUUUAACAUCUCAAGAUAAUCCACUUUUCAUUGAAGAGUGUAAAUUUGGAGAUGGUGAUGGAUUUUUGAAUUAUUACUUAUUCAAUUAUAAAACCUUCCCUAUUCAUGGAGGUAUCAAUGCUAAAACCAGAGAGGUUGAGAAUAAAGACGGUGGAAUAGGUACUGUUUUAUUAUAG